AUGGCAAUGGCAAGGCCAAAACCAAAAACUCAGGAAGAGCAAUUUGCUCAAACCGAGAGGGACAUGAUUGAAAAGGAGGAAAGAAAAAGAUUAUAUUUAAAUAGGAAUUAUGAAGUACUGAAGGCUGAUGCAGAAGUGGCCCUUAAAUUGCAACAAGAUUUAUUGGAUCAAUUCUACUAUGAGGAUUUGAGAAUGAGUUAUAUACAGGAACGAAGGGAGGAAAUAAGGUCUAAACUUCAUGAGAGAAGGUUUCAAAGACAGCAAUUGGAGCAAUCUCUCUUAUUGGAUAUGCCUGCAGGAACUAAUAGACAUCAUCUCAACUCUCUAAAAGAUAGAGAACACUUGACAAAGUCUCUUAAUACAUUUUCUGAAAGCAUGAUGAAUGCCGAAGCAUUGAAAACAACAAAGAGAAACACACUCAACCCAGAAUACGACCAAGCAUUUUGUGAAUAUUUGUACAAUAAUAAGGAUGUGUUACUGAGUAGACAUUUACACAGAGAUAGAGAUAGACAAUUCAGAACCCUACAACAAACAAAGAGAACCAUCAUGGAAGAAGAUAUUGGAACACCUUUCAUUAAACAAAAAAAGAAACAAGACCAAGAACGAAAAAAGCAGGAAGAAUACCAAGAUAAGAAAAAGACUGGUGUUAUUGCUGACAACAAGGAAGUGUUUGAAGUCAUGUCUGAAAUUUCCAGGUUUGAGACUGGUUACAAUUCAGAUUAG
This is a messenger RNA of Naegleria gruberi, 723 nucleotides long. RefSeq lists its product as uncharacterized. The coding region runs from base 1 to 723 and encodes 240 amino acids. The record is from RefSeq and is a predicted model, not a curated record. NCBI's taxonomy places the organism in Eukaryota, Heterolobosea, Eutetramitea, Acrasida, Naegleriidae. The transcript has a single exon.